This is a messenger RNA of Venustampulla echinocandica, 3273 nucleotides long. RefSeq lists its product as uncharacterized. Gene Ontology annotation, cellular component: GPI-anchor transamidase complex; membrane. The coding region runs from base 1 to 3273 and encodes 1090 amino acids. The record is from RefSeq and is a predicted model, not a curated record. Lineage: Eukaryota; Fungi; Ascomycota; Leotiomycetes; Helotiales; Pleuroascaceae. Gene Ontology annotation, biological process: protein localization to cell surface; attachment of GPI anchor to protein; regulation of DNA-templated transcription. The transcript is spliced from 5 exons.
AUGAACAUCGACAUGGACAUUGACAGGAGGAAGGCUGUUAUCUUUGGCGCCGCAGCUGCUGUUCGCCUGCUCCUUUUUACGGCUUUUCCAGGCCUCCCGGACCUGCUGACGGCACGCGUCGAGAUCUCAACUCCUGUCACCAGCUUUAAGAGAUGCAAGAAGCUAACUGUACCAGUGCAAGAGGGUCUCUUCCUUUAUAACCAUAACGUAUCUCCCUAUGAUGGCGGGGUCUACCACCAAGCGCCUAUACUUCUUCCCUUGUUCUCACUCCUCCCAAGCUCCGCGGCCUAUCCUGUGUUUACAUACUUGCUAUACAUCUUGGUCGAUCUUUUGAGCGCAAACGCUUUAAUGAAUAUUGCUGCAUCUGGUGAAGCUGGUUCUUCUAAACUCUAUACUUCUCCAAGGAAAGAUAAGAAGUGGAGUAGCUAUGCGAUUGCAACAGCCUUCUUAUUCAACCCAUUUACAAUUGCGACGUGUAUUGGUCGGCCGACUAGCGUUUUUACGACUUGCGCCAUACUUCAUGCCGUCUCGAAAGCGGUUGUUGGAGCCUCAUUUACAUCGAUGUUUGCCAUAUCCAUUGCGUCGUACCUAUCGUUGUACCCUCUCCUCCUCUUCCCUCCAUUAGUACUCCUCUGCUACGACCGCAGAGGGCAGAGAAAGGAAAACGAAUCUAUCUCCGCCUUUGUGAUUGGGAACGUUGCGGCAGUCGGUGGUUUCUUAUACUCUCUCUUGCAAAUGUCAUACGUUAUUACCGGGUCUUGGGAAUUCUUAGAAUCCACAUACGGCGUCUCGCUCCUCCUGCCUGAUUUGACCCCAAACGUUGGACUCUGGUGGUACUUUUUCAUCGAGAUGUUUGAUUCGUUCCGCAACUUCUUCCUUGGCGUGUUCUGGAUCCAUCUAUCCUCCUACGUUGGCGGUUUAACGAUUCGACUGCGACGUCAACCAUUAUCUGUUCUCACUAUCCUUCUCGGAAUUUUCGCCAUCUUUAAGCCAUACACAUCCAUAUCAGAUACAUCACUCUUCCUAGCCCUUUUGCCGUUAUAUCGACACAUAUUUCCGCUCAUGAGGUACUCGUUUCUGGCUUCUUCCACAAUACUCUACGCCACAUUGCUGGGCCCAGCUUUCUAUUACCUUUGGAUCUACGCCGGAAGUGGGAACGCAAAUUUCUUCUAUGCUAUCACGCUCGUCUGGAGCUUGGGUUUGAGUAUAUUGGUUGCGGAUUUUCUAUUUGCCGUACUACGGGACGAAUGGGAGGUAUGGACGGUGGUGAGUGAAACAUUUAUUUUGCCGGCAGAAUUUGAUGAACGUUUUGUUCCAUCCCUUACCGACAGCAACAACCUUACGAAGUACAUGUGCCUUGUGUUUGUAAACACAACGGGAUGCAAUUAUGAAUAUAAACUUGCUGCUACCAUGUCAGAACACGACAUUGCCUCAGGUUCAGAAUAUUACGACUCGGGGGAAGCCGAAUCGGAAGCCACUCGUCCAAAUCGCUGGGGCGGCGCGCCCUCAACCUGGCAAUCGAUAACACAGCAAGAACGGGACCUCGCGGGUUCCUUGGACGAGCUACGAAAUAGGGAUUUGAGUGUGCAUUUAUUCAACGCCCAUGGGCUAAACAAGCGCGCUGCGCGCCUUUUAGAAGACAAGGCAAAUGGUGUAAAGAUUGAGGACCCGAUUAACGAGGAUGCGGACGAACCAUUUGUGCCUCCAAAGCUAUGGACAGCUUGGCCCUUGCCGCCGGGUGAGGUGCCGCGGGAUGGAGAAGAUAUUGGAGAGGAAGAUCCUGAUGAUGUUUACACUUUUAAGAGGAGGGAGAGAGAGCGGCCUAGUCGGGAGUUGGAGGAUGUGCUCACAAGUGUUGCGUUGAGGCUUGCCAAGGAGAGAUUCCAGGCCAGGGAGUGGGCAAGUGAAGGUGAGCCCAAUGUUGAUGGCUUUGAAGAUGAUGAGCAACGCACCAAAGGUAGCACGAAGCAAAGGAGUUUGCAAAAUGCUGGCAAUGAGGAUGGAGUCUCGCAUGUAACAAAGAGGCUCCCUAAACAGAAAAGGCCCAAAUCUACACCUCCCGAAGAUGUCCUGAGACCUAUCUUAUCAGCCGACGAUGAGAGAUCCCAAGACCUGUUACGGCCAACAGUCCGGCAUAGUCUUUCGAAGCUAGAUGCCCUGCUAAUCGCCCUACACCAUGCUCGCACAAUCUGUCUUCGGUAUUCUUCACAGUCUGAAGCCGAUACUGAUGGGGAGAUAGCUCCAGUCAGUGCCACAGUCAGUUCAACAGCAGCCCCCAAGAGGCCCCGAGGAAGACCCCGAAAAUUUGAUAAUUUGACCGAUCGAGCGGCGGCAUAUCUACUCCCUCAAAAAGUAGAUAUUGAUGCUGAGAUAUUACGCCAGAGGAAGGGUGGCCGGGGUCGCAAACCAAAGCAAUAUCCGCGUCUUGACGGCGAGACGGAGGAGGAAUAUCACAUUCGAGUUGCUCGACUUCAAAAAAAGCCGCUCCCUCCGUUUACUCCUGCUCGAACAGCUACUCCAGGACCCGAGAAUCCACCGUCUCGUGAAGAAACUCUAAACAAGCCCACUACCCCACGUGGUAAUAGAGUCAGUUCGAAGGUAGCUGCGAUAAAAUAUCAGAGGAAGCUUGGUCUUCGCGAUUGGAGUGAGGUUCUCGGUUCAGCCACUCUUGUUGGUUUUCCGCCGGAUGUUAUAACCCGAGCCACCCAACGUUGUGCCGAUCUAUUCGGUGAAGGAAUGGUUAUAAGAACAAUGGCCGAGACACCUUUCGGACGUAAGAAUGCCGAGAUUUCAACAACCUACCAACCGGAAGAGAUCCCUGAUCUAGGACCGGACAGCGAAAUUGCAGACGAGAUAUCAGAUGCCGCAGCCCAGGGGAUGGAGGACUCCGAUGAGCAGCGGGACAAGGGCCUGAGACUACUUGGCUCAGUCGAACAUUGUUUCUGCCCAGUCAAGAACUGCCGGCGUCGAACGCGAGGGUUUACAAGCGAGAUGCUUCUGAGACUGCACUUGAAAAAACAGCAUCAUAUGACGAAAGAGCAGAUUGCAGAGUUCGAUAUCCCAAGUGACGAGGAGAUGGAUGGUGCUGUUCAUGUUGACCGGUUUCUAAGACCGGAUAAGCGUCAGCUAAGGGGCAAGGACAAGAGAGAGCGUAAGAGGAGGAUGAGGAGUCAGCGGAAGCAGCCAGUUUCCGACGAGGAGGGGAUGGGAAUGAGUCCUGACAUAAAUAGAGAAUCGGACGACGAACAAAGGGGUAGGUCUGGAGGGCAUUAA